This is a messenger RNA of Candidozyma duobushaemuli, 1860 nucleotides long. RefSeq names its product ATP phosphoribosyltransferase. Gene Ontology annotation, cellular component: dehydrodolichyl diphosphate synthase complex; cytoplasm; endoplasmic reticulum. The transcript has 2 exons. The coding region runs from base 1 to 1860 and encodes 619 amino acids. Lineage: Eukaryota; Fungi; Ascomycota; Pichiomycetes; Serinales; Metschnikowiaceae. Gene Ontology annotation, molecular function: ditrans,polycis-polyprenyl diphosphate synthase [(2E,6E)-farnesyl diphosphate specific] activity; ATP phosphoribosyltransferase activity; magnesium ion binding. Gene Ontology annotation, biological process: L-histidine biosynthetic process. The record is from RefSeq and is a predicted model, not a curated record.
AUGUCCGAGUGGAUUUCGACAUUUCCCGGUUACACACUGGUGGUAUCCCGUGUGAAAAAGACCGUCGGCAGCAUUAUCAGAACCGGCCCAACCCCUCGCCAUGUAGGUGUCAUUAUGGAUGGUAACCGAAGAUACGCCAAAAACCACAAAAUCGAGCUCAAAGAGGGCCACAACUUGGGCUUCGACUCCAUGGCAAAUAUCCUCGAGCUUCUAUACGAAUCUGGUGUCGAAUGUGCCACAGUUUACGCCUUUUCCAUCGAGAAUUUCAAAAGGCUGCGUUAUGAGGUUGAGUGGUUGAUGGACUUGGCCAGGUCCAAGUUCCAGCAAAUAAGCCAACAGGGUGAGCUCUGUGAGAAGUACGGCAUCAAAAUCAAAAUCUUGGGUAACGUUGCUCUAUUGCCGCAAGACGUUCAAAAGAUAUUAGCAGAAACGGAAGAAAUCACGAAAGACAACACCCGAGCAGUCUUGAACGUUUGCUUCCCGUACACCUCGAGAGACGAAAUGACUAAUUCGGUGAAGAAGAUCGUUACCCAGGCGGUCAAGGAUACCUCAGUUUUCAUCGAUGAGUCUACCAUCGACGACUUCUUGUACACUUCUGAGUCUCCUCCGUUGGAUAUCUUGGUCCGCACAAGUGGAACCUACAGGCUAUCGGACUUUUUAUUGUGGCAAGCGGUGCCCUCAUCGUGUGCCGUCAUGUUCAGCAAUAAGUUAUGGCCCGACUUUACUGCUUGGGACAUGAUUAAGAUGCUACUCACGUGGAGCUUCAAUGUCUACUGGUACGGAAGCGGUAACGGCAACCCAAGCUCUUCAUCCAUGAAGCAAGAACUCACAUCAGAAUCACACGCCAAGGCGGAGAUUGAGCUUUCUCCUCUGCCUGGCUUGUCUUCCUCCACAACUGCAUACGAGCGCUUCCAGGACAACUCCAGCGAUAGCGAUCGUGACUCGCUAGUGAAGUCGGAUAUUGAGGACAAUACUUCCAAUCUGUCGAUGACUUCAGUCGGUAGAUUAUAUGAAAAAUGUUGCAACUUCCUUGCUGGUGCUGACAUCCACUUUAGACGCUCCAACAGAUUGGAUAUUGCCCUUUCGACCAAUUUGCCCAUCGCUCUUAUCUUCCUUCCGGCCGCUGAUAUUCCUACUUUCGUCGGCGAAGGUAAAUGUGACUUGGGAAUCACAGGCUUGGAUCAGGUCAAGGAAGCUGAUAUGUUGAAGUCUGUGGAGCUUUUGUUGGAUUUGCAAUUCGGCAAGUGUAAGUUACAGGUCCAGGUUCCCGAGAUUGGAUCCUACGAUGAGCCUGAGCAGUUGCUUGGAAAGAAGAUCGUCACAUCAUUCACAAGGCUAGCUAGUAAUUACUUCGCCGAGAUCGAGAAGGUCCAUGGCAUGGAAGAAGGAAGCACGAAAAUUACCUACGUCGGUGGUUCCGUGGAAGCAUCUUGUGCAUUGGGUGUCGGUGAUGCCAUCGUUGACUUGGUGGAGUCCGGAGAGACGAUGAAGGCCGCUGGUUUGAAACCUAUCGCUACUGUCUUGGAUACCUCGGCUCACUUGAUUGUGUCUAGAAAGCCCCGUUUCCCUGACUUAGUGAAAAUCAUUCACCAAAGAUUCGAAGGUAUCUUGGCUGCUCAAAGAUUUGUCUUGUGUACCUACAAUGCUCCAAGAUCCAUCGUUCCUGAGGUUUUGAAAAUUACUCCAGGCAGAAGAGCUGCUACUAUCUCAGCUUUGGAGAACCGUGAGGAGACGGAUGAGCCAUGGGUUGCAAUUUCGUCCAUGGUCGAAAAAGCUAGAAUCAGUGAUGUUAUGGACGAUUUGAAAAAAUGUGGUGGUACUGAUAUCUUGGUAUUUGAUAUCAACAACUGCAGAGUAUAG